CUGGUCGAAACGCAAGUGCGGGGGCGAGUUUUCCUUUCCGCGGAAAAAUGCCAUUAAUUAGCCAGUCGAACAAAUCCCGAUGCAUUGCCCGCCAGCAGUAGACCGCAGAACAUGUCCCCGCCUCGUUGCCACUGGAAAUCACGGAUUACAACCCACAGAGGAGCCACAGCAGAGAAUCCGGUGGAGGAGAAGGACGAGCGCCACCACUGAAGAUUCCACCACUAGCCAUGGAGCAAUCGGUGUCCACCCGCUGGCUGCGACGCUAUCGCGCCUUUUUCCUCAUCCUGCUGCUCAUCGUGGCCAUCCAGCUGUUCCUGGCCUACAAAUCCCUGGACAUUGUGGGCGGCGGAUCCGGCUCCGGAUUCGAUGCGGCUGAGGUGUCCACCAGACCACCGCAGGCUCAAGCUCUGGAGGGGAUUAAGCCGGCACCGGGCAGGACCAAGCUGACCACCCAGCAACUGGGCUUCCAGCCGGAGUGCGACAUCCUGGCCAGGGAGGCCAUCUCCGCCCUGCAGCGCGCCAAAACGAAAGACUGCCGAGAACAUAUCGCCCGCAUAGCGUGCUCCAUUCAAGCUGGAAUCUUCUAUGCCACCCAGCUACGGAGCAGCUGUCCGGCCGGCAAUCACACGGCCAACGUGUCCCUGGGCUGCUACAAGGACGAGAAGGAUCGUCGGCUUCUGGCCGGCUACUACAGCAGCUCCAAGACCUCCAAUUCUCCCGCCAAAUGUGUGGAGUUGUGCCUGCAGAGUGGUUAUCCCUAUGCAGGUGUCCAAUACGGUCGCGAGUGCUUCUGCGGCUUUGAUACUCCCCCAAGCGCCGCCAAACUCCCGGAUUCCAGCUGCAACACCAAAUGCCUGGGCAAUGCCAAGGAGAUCUGUGGCGGCUUCUAUGCUAUGAACAUCUACGAGACCGGCAUAGCCAAGUUCACUGCCCAGCUGGCGGCCACCACUCCUCCGGAUGGAGCGAAGCGCGUGCGGAUCGCAUUUCUGCUGACACUCAAUGGAAGAGCGCUGCGUCAGGUGCAUCGACUGCUGAAGGCGCUCUAUGCGCCGGAGCACGUCUACUACAUCCAUGUGGACGAGCGCCAAGAUUACCUGUACCGGAAGCUGCUGGAGCUGGAGUCGAAGUUCCCCAAUAUCCGUUUGGCUCGCAAGCGAUUCUCUACGAUAUGGGGAGGAGCCUCCCUGCUGACCAUGUUGCUGCAGUGCAUGGAGGAUCUGCUGCAAUCCAAUUGGCACUGGGACUUUGUGAUCAACCUGAGCGAAAGCGAUUUUCCCGUGAAGACGCUGGACAAGUUGGUGAAUUUCCUGAGCGCCAAUCCGGGCAGGAAUUUCGUCAAGGGCCACGGCCGAGAGACGCAGAAGUUCAUCCAGAAGCAGGGAUUGGACAAGACCUUCGUGGAGUGCGACACGCACAUGUGGCGGAUAGGAGAUCGCAAGUUGCCAGCGGGAAUUCAAGUGGACGGAGGCAGUGACUGGGUGGCGCUAUCGCGACCAUUUGUGUCCUACGUCACGCAUCCCCAGCAGGAGGAUGAGCUGCUGCAGGCUCUGCUGAAGCUCUUCCGGCACACUCUUCUGCCAGCGGAGUCCUUUUUCCACACUGUGCUCCGGAAUACCCAGCACUGUACCAGCUAUGUGGACAACAAUCUGCAUGUGACCAACUGGAAACGGAAGCAGGGCUGCAAGUGCCAGUACAAACAUGUGGUGGACUGGUGCGGCUGCAGUCCGAAUGACUUCAAGCCAGAGGAUUGGACCAGGCUGCAGGCCACGGAACAGAAGUCACUCUUCUUUGCCCGCAAGUUUGAGCCGGUUAUUAAUCAGGCAGUGCUGCUGCAGCUGGAGGAAUGGCUCUACGGGCCGUACACUAGUGAAUACGCCAAUCUGCAUGGCUACUGGCAGUCCCUGUAUCACCAUGAGGAUGUGCAUGGCCUAGGAGACGAUUUGGCCAGGAGCAUAGGUGACAGCGUAAUGCGUCUAUCCGCGCGUCAGGCCAAAUUGGAUCCCCUGGAGCUGAUAGAACUCACGCACUACCUUCACCGGGAUCAGUACAAGGGUUUCCUAGUGCGCUACAGAGCGAGAGGAGUAUCGGGGAAGCCACUUCACCUGGAGACGCGAGUGCGCCCGGUGCAGCAGGGAAAGCUAGCGAGGAAUGCCCGCUUCAGCAAGAGAUUGCGCAACUUUGAGGUCUCCACGGACUUUGAUCAAAAGGAGCAGGUGGCCCGCAACUUUGGAAAGCUGUUGGGUCCCCAAAGUGAACUGCUACUGAGCUACACACUGCAGGGAUCUGCAGACUCCGGAGCCGCUUCGCACUCCUACAACCUGACCCUGCUGUGGAUCGAUCCGCUGGGUCGCCUGCAGGAUUUCAAUGAACUGCAUGUGGAAGACACCACCAGCGAUGUGAUAAACCAUUCGAAAACCCUGCUCAAACAUCCCAUUACACCCGGGAUCUGGACAGCCAAGUUGAUAGGACGCAACUCUAUUUAUGCACAGCUCAAGUUCCUCAUAUCACCAGUUGCCUACAACAGAGGCUUUCCCCUGGAGAAAUCCUCAGAAGCAGAAAAGCUGAACGCCGGAUUGGCAGUGGCUUUGCCCGAGGAUUUCGAGAUGCCCAUCGAGUGGCAACAAUAUCUCCACACCGACGACGAGCAGUUCACCAUGAGGGGGGAAUCCCUGGCAAAUGGAAGGCUGCUGGGACAGGAGCUGCACAGUUGGAUAGACCGACUGGUGGGGCAAUUUUUUCAACUGCGCGAGAGUUGCGUGGUGGAAGCAGCGGACAGCACGGAAGUUUCCCUGCCACUCUGCAGCGAUUCCGCGUGGAGUUCACUGGCUGCCGAUCCCAAGAGCGAUGUGGAUGCCCUGCUCAAGUGAGCCCAUUGCCAUGCAACAGCCACCUCAGUUUUGUUAUUAAUUCUAUAGUGUAUAUACUCGCCAGGAUUUUGGAAACCGAUCCACUAAUAACCCUUUUUUGACAGCUCCUUUUACUCCUCAAUGUUUUUUCGUAUAGAUUGUUGUGAUAAAUGUGAACUUUUAAGCGCCAUCUUGACCGGAUGCGGAUCACCGCCGCUCCAUUUACGAUUUCAUUUGUUUCAAUAACUAGAGCAUAGCAUUUUUGAAGUAGUUAAGUAGGUUAGGUUUGAACUUGAACGCCUUGUAAAUACGCAACGCACUGGACACCAAAAGAUCGCAGAUUGCAGCCAAAUAUCGUGGAGGUAAUCCAGCGCUAGCUCUGUACAUACCGUUAGCUAGACGCAAUUCCUUAACUAAGUCAUAAGCUAGGGCACCACCACCACCACCACCAGAUAGCAAUUGGAAUCAGUUGUACAUUCACAGAGUUUCUUCGAUUUUUUGAUUCACAUAUCAAGUUAUCCAAAAUAAAUGAGCAAUUCUACAUGUGUA
This is a messenger RNA of Drosophila elegans, 3395 nucleotides long. It is a transcript of the gene oxt, whose product is annotated as xylosyltransferase oxt. Gene Ontology annotation, cellular component: membrane. NCBI's taxonomy places the organism in Eukaryota, Metazoa, Arthropoda, Insecta, Diptera, Drosophilidae. Gene Ontology annotation, molecular function: protein xylosyltransferase activity. The transcript is spliced from 3 exons. The record is from RefSeq and is a predicted model, not a curated record. Gene Ontology annotation, biological process: heparan sulfate proteoglycan biosynthetic process; chondroitin sulfate proteoglycan biosynthetic process. The coding region runs from base 228 to 2867 and encodes 879 amino acids.